AUGGCUCCAUCGCCACAAUCACAACUACAUGAUGCAGUUAUUGAUAAAAAUUAUGAAAUAGUAAGGAGACAGGGGGCGAAGGUAUUUGCCGGUACAACUAAUCUUGCUGAAGCAGAGGAAUGGCUGAGAAACACGGAAAGGGUGUUGGACACGAUCGAGUGUACUUCUGAGCAAAAGUUGAGGUAUGCAGUGUCCUUAUUGGAGAAAGAUGCCUUAGAUUGGUGGGAAACAGUCCCAGGGAGCAGGAGCCGACCCGCCACUUUGACUUGGUAUGACUUUUUGAAAGAAUUUGCAGACAAAUAUACUCCACCAGUCUACAGAAACUGUAACCUGAAUCCUACAGCGGGACAAAGUGGUGCAGUUUCCUUUAGCGGUCCGCAGAGAGGUUGGUUCAGAGGCCGAGGAGUGGAUCAAACUAGCAGGUCUUCUUUAGUAUUUUCGAGUAGAGGCAGGCCUACUUCGGUUAGAUCUGGAGCAAGACCAGGUCCAGCCAGAUCGUUUAGUGGAAGAUCUAUUCCCUCUUCUGCUAAUUGCGGUAGGAGACACACUGGUGAAUGUUGGGGAGUUCAACCAAUUGUAUGUUAUCGUUGCCAUCAACCAGGACACAUUAUCCGGGACUAUCCUACAUGGAGGGAUAAUUCCAGAAGACCUCAGACUUCAGAGUUUAGCAGUGUGGGGGAAAACUCACAACGGGCAGGUACAAGUAGAGGACGAGGUAAAGGUGGUCGAGGUAGCGGGAAUCUUUCUAUGACGUCAACCGGACAAAGUAGUCAGCCUCAACCACAAGCCAGGGUGUAUGCAAUCACAAAAGAACAAGCUCUUAUGACACCCAAGGUUAUCACUGGUUCCUCUUCUAUUUGCGAUUUUAGUGCACAUGUAUUGAUUGAUCCAGGAUCUACUUGUUCAUUUAUAUCACGUGAUUUUGCAUCUCAUGUACAUGCUAAAAUAGAACCAUUUGGACAUGAUUUACAUGUGUCUAUGCCUGCUGGUGGGUUUGUAUUAGUGAAUACGAUGGUGAGAUCUUGUCCAGUAGUGGUGGAGGGUGUUACUUUAUAUGCAGAUUUGGUUGUAAUAGACCUUAGGGAAUUUGAUAUCAUUCUGGGGAUGGACUGGUUAGCUAGUAAUCAUGCUCUAGUGGAUUGUCAAACAAAAGACGUGAUGGUUGAAGUCAAUGGGCAGAUGAAGACGGUUAUAGUGGGGGAAAGAAAAGUGAUACCUAACUGCUUAAUUUCUGCUGUGACCGCUUUUAAUCUAAUUAAAGAAGGCUUAUGCUUCGAGGCAGUUGAGGCCACACGAGAUGAACUAUCUGACCCAUGA
Molecule: messenger RNA, 1317 nt
Organism: Sesamum indicum (sesame)
Lineage: Eukaryota; Viridiplantae; Streptophyta; Magnoliopsida; Lamiales; Pedaliaceae
Source: RefSeq, a predicted model, not a curated record